CACAUUGUGUCGAUAUACCGGUCGUGUUGUGUUUUCAUUCUCGUUCUGAACGGUCAUGUCUGUUCAUUCCGCUGAAGAUCCGUUCCCGUUCCACGGGCUACUUCCGAAAAAAGAGACCGGCGCUGCCUCGUUCCUCACCAAGUUCCCGGAGUACGAUGGCCGAGGGGUGCUCAUCGCGAUCCUCGACACCGGGGUGGACCCAGGGGCCCCGGGCAUGCAGAUCACCACAGACGGGAGACCGAAGAUCGUGGACAUCAUCGACACGACGGGCAGCGGAGACGUGAACAUGUCCAGCGUGGCGGAGCUGAAGGACGGCAGCGUGAUCGGACUCACGGGACGCACGCUCAGAAUUCCGGAUGACUGGGAGAAUCCGUCGGGGAAAUAUCACGUCGGAAUAAAGAACGCUUAUGAUUUUUUCCCUAAAGCUCUCAAAGAGAGAAUACAGAAAGAGCGUAAGGAGAAGCUGUGGGAUCCGGCACACCGCUCCGCUCUCGCUGAGGCCAGUCGCCGGGCAGAAGAGUUCGACCAGAGUCACCCGAACCCCUCUCAGAUGGAGAAGCUACAGAAGGAGGAGCUGCAGUGUCACGUGGAGCUGUUGGGGACCCUGGAGAAGAAGUACAGCGACCCAGGGCCGGUGUAUGACUGUGUGUCGUGGCACGACGGCGCCACAUGGAGGGCUGUGGUGGACACGUCUGAGACCGGAGAGCUGUCGUCCUGCACCGUCCUGAGCUCGUACCGGGAGAAGCAGGAGUACGCCACGCUGGGACACGCAGAGAUGCUCAAUUACUCGCUGAACAUCUACGACGAGGGAAACACGCUGUGUAUCGUCACUAGCGGAGGAGCUCACGGCACACAUGUGGCCAGCAUCGCCGCCGGACACUUCCCCGAGGAGCCCGAGCGCAACGGCGUGGCCCCGGGAGCCCAGAUCCUGGCGCUGAAGAUCGGAGACACGCGCCUCAGCACCAUGGAGACCGGCACCGGCCUCAUACGAGCGAUGAUUGAAGUCAUAAAGUACAAGUGUGAUCUGGUGAACUACAGUUACGGCGAGGCGACGCACUGGCCCAACUCAGGGAGAGUCUGCGAGGUCAUCACGGAGGCUGUGCAGAAGCAUAAUGUUCUGUUCGUGUCGAGCGCUGGGAACAACGGCCCGUGUUUGUCCACCGUGGGCUGUCCCGGAGGAACCACCAGCAGUGUGAUCGGUGUGGGCGCUUACGUGACGCCUGACAUGAUGGUGGCCGAGUACUCGCUGAGAGAGAAGCUUCCCCCGAACCAGUACACGUGGUCGUCGCGCGGGCCCAGCACUGACGGCGCUCUGGGCGUUAGCAUUAGCGCUCCCGGCGGAGCUAUCGCCUCUGUUCCCAACUGGACGCUCCGCGGCACACAGCUCAUGAACGGCACCUCCAUGUCCUCGCCCAACGCCUGCGGGGGGAUCGCGCUCGUGCUCUCAGGUCUGAAGCAGAACGGCGUGCGUCCCACAGUGCCGGUGGUGCGGCGAGCUCUGGAGAACACGGCUCUUAAAGUGGAUGAUAUCGAAGUGUUUGCACAGGGUCACGGCAUCAUUCAGGUGGAGCGUGCGUUCGACUACCUCAUGCAACACGUGUCUCUGCCCACCAGCGGCCUGGGCUUCAGCGUGACCGUAGGGUCUCAGAGAGGAGUCUACCUCAGGGAACCGGCCCACGUCACCGGCCCGUCCGAUCACGCCGUCGGCAUCGAGCCCGUGUUUCCAGAGAACGCAGAGAACUCGGCCCGUAUCUCUCUGCAACUGCAUCUGGCUCUGGUCUGCAACGCUCCCUGGGUUCAAUGCCCGUCGCACCUGGAGCUCAUGAACCAGUGCCGCCACCUGAACGUGCGCAUCGACCCGCUGGGCCUUCGAGAGGGGCUUCACUACACCGAGGUGUGUGGAUUCGACACGUCGGCUCUCGGCGCUGGUCCUCUCUUCAGAGUGCCUAUAACGGUCAUCAUCCCUGCCAAAGUCACUGAUACUCGCAGUCAGGAGGUCGCGUUCACAGACGUCCACUUCAGACCAGGACAGAUCCGGCGGCAUUUCAUCAACGUUCCUCAUGGAGCAUCAUGGGCAGAGAUCUCGUUAACGUCUCACUCUGGAGACGUGUCGUCGAAGUUCGUCCUGCAUGCGGUUCAUCUGGUGAAGCAGCGAGCGUAUCGAGCCAAUGAGUUUUAUAAGUUCUCGUCUCUGCUGGAGAAGGGCUCGCUCACGGAGGCUUUUCCUGUGCUGCCAGGACGGACUCUGGAGUUGUGUGUCGCUCGCUGGUGGGCGAGUCUCGGUGACGUCAACAUUGAUUAUGUCAUUUCCUUCCACGGGCUGGUGACAUCACCCUCCCCUCUUCAUAUUCACGCCUCUGAAGGGAUUUCUAGUUUUGAGGUCUGUUCUCCAUUGAGAUAUGAAGAUGUUUCCCCAACAAUCACAUUGAAGAACUGGGUUCAGCCCCUCAGGCCUGUGAGCGCUAAAGUCAAACCCCUCGGCGUCAGGGAUGUGUUACCCAACAACAGACAGCUCUACGAGAUCGUCCUCACGUAUAAUUUCCAUCAGCCCAAGAGUGGCGAGGUGAUGCCCAGCUGUCCACUUCUGUGCGAGUUAUUAUACGAGUCUGAGUUUGACAGUCAACUCUGGCUCCUGUUUGACCAGAACAAGAGGCUCAUGGGAUCUGGAGAUGCCUACCCACACCAGUACUCCCUGAAGCUGGAGAAGGGCGAUUACACGGUGCGUCUGCAGGUGCGUCACGAGCAGCAGAGCGAGCUCGAGCGUCUGAAGGACCUGCCGUUCCUCGUCUCGCACCGGCUCUCCAACACACUCUCGCUGGACGUCUACGAGACACACCGGGCCGCCAUGAUGGCCAAGAAGAAGUCCAACUCGCUCACGCUGAGCCCCGGCGCCUCGCAGCCCUUCUACAUCACCGCUCUGCCUGACGACAAGAUCCCUAAAGGUGCCGGUCCAGGCGGAUACAUCACCGGCUCGCUGGUUCUGCCCAAGAGUGAGUUCGGCAAAAAAGCAGGACAAGCAUCAGCCAAACGACAAGGAAAAUUUAAAAAGGACAUCGUGCCGAUCUUUUACCACCUGGUUCCUGCUCCCAACAAAACCAAGAAUGGCAAAGAGAAGGAGAAAGAUGCGGAGAAGGAGAAAGACGUGAAGGACGAGUUCAGCGAAGCGCUGCGAGACCUGAAGAUCCAGUGGAUGACCAAGUUGGACAGUGGUUCGCUGUACGAGGAGCUGAAGGAGGCGUUUCCCACACAUCUCCCACUGCACGUCCAGAGACUCCAUCAGCUCGACUCCGAGAAGGAGCGAUCGAAGCGUUUGGGGGAGAUCGCGGCGGCGGCCGAUACGGUGAUGUCACACAUCGACCCGACGGCGCUGGCCGUUUACCUUAGCAUGAAGACGGACCCGCGGCCAGAUGCUGUCACUAUCAAGAGUGACAUGGAGAAGCAGAAGGCGUCUCUGCUGGACGCUCUGUGCCGGAAGGGCUGUGCUCUGGCCGAUCAGCUGAUGGAGCCGGUGGAUCAGGACGGUGCCAGCGCUGGAGAAGUGGGCGGGUCUGAGGAUGAGCCGGGGGGCGUGGCCAAAGCUUUGACUGACACCUUCUGGGAGGUGCAGAAGUGGGCGGAGCUCACCGACUCUAAGGUUUUAACAUUUUCCUACAAACACGCGCUGGCAAACAAAAUGUACGCGAGGGCCUUGAAGUACGCGACUAAGAUCGUCGAGGACAAACCCAGCAAAGAGAACUGGAAGAACUGCACACAGCUGCUGCGUUCUCUGGGCUGGUCUCACUGCGUCUCCUACACGGAGAACUGGCUGCCCAUCAUGUUCCCGUCGGACUUCACACCGUUCUAACGUCUUAAACUGAGGAGACUCUCAAUGCCUUCUGGAAACAUCAGAAACCAAACACCUCAUAUCACACGGAUCCCAUAAUGCCUUCCUGCGUGCGGAUCUCUGCACACACACAGUUCCUAUCAUAUCUGUGUUCGUCGUAUAAUAACCUGCAUUAUGUUGUUUGAAAUGUGAUUUCUGGGCUUUUGCUCGGUGGACAUUUUUCCCUCAACAACAACAACAGUGCAAAUAUACAAGGCAAUAUGAUGGACGUCCAGUUGAGUUUUGUGGGUGGAAUGUCAAUAUAAGAAAAUAUCAUUUCUUUUCUUUUCUUUUUUAAAAUUUUUUGGGGGUGAAUUUUUUUUGUUUUGUUGUGAUUGACCUUUGUGUAUGUCAAAUGUAUGCAUGUUUUAUAAAGACACGAGGGUCAUUUUAUGUUCA
This is a messenger RNA of Rhinichthys klamathensis goyatoka, 4261 nucleotides long. It is a transcript of the gene tpp2, whose product is annotated as tripeptidyl peptidase 2. Lineage: Eukaryota; Metazoa; Chordata; Actinopteri; Cypriniformes; Leuciscidae. The transcript is spliced from 29 exons. Gene Ontology annotation, molecular function: serine-type endopeptidase activity; tripeptidyl-peptidase activity. Bases 56 to 3844 code for a protein of 1262 amino acids. Gene Ontology annotation, biological process: proteolysis. Gene Ontology annotation, cellular component: cytosol. The record is from RefSeq and is a predicted model, not a curated record.